Trichomonas vaginalis G3 is the source of this 456-nucleotide messenger RNA. RefSeq lists its product as uncharacterized. The transcript has a single exon. Lineage: Eukaryota; Parabasalia; Trichomonadida; Trichomonadidae. The record is from RefSeq and is a predicted model, not a curated record. The coding region runs from base 1 to 456 and encodes 151 amino acids.
AUGUUAGAUGAAAUUCAUAGACAAGAACGUGAAGAGAUGGAAAAGAAACUUCAAGCAAAAGAUGAAGUCAUUGAAGCAAAAGACAAAAACAUUCAGAAAAGAAUACCACGUUCGGUACCAAAAGGAAAGGAAAAGAACUAUAAGUAUAUGAUUUAUACUGAAGAGAUGGAAAAUGAAGAAGACAGAGAUAUGGUUAUGUUGCAUUUAGUCAGAAGAAACAACAAAAGCUUUUACGACCUUGCUAAGAUUUACAAAUCUGACAGAAAUUGGUUCUAUCGCGAAAACUUACCGAUUUCAAUGACCCCAAAUGAAGAUGUGAAACAAAUAGUUCAAGAUACGUUACCUCAAACACACUAUGAUAUGAAAGGUUGUACAAUACUUACAUUCAAAGAAGAUUUGCCAUUGUUAAAGGAAAAAAUAACAGAGUAUUUUGACAACUUCAAACAAGUAGAGUAA